Molecule: messenger RNA, 1113 nt
Organism: Diceros bicornis minor
Lineage: Eukaryota; Metazoa; Chordata; Mammalia; Perissodactyla; Rhinocerotidae
Product: 2-acylglycerol O-acyltransferase 2-B-like
Exons: 4
Coding region: 1-1113 (370 amino acids)
Biological process (GO): diacylglycerol biosynthetic process; triglyceride biosynthetic process
Cellular component (GO): endoplasmic reticulum membrane
Molecular function (GO): diacylglycerol O-acyltransferase activity
Source: RefSeq, a predicted model, not a curated record
AUGUCCCCUGACUUGGAAAAGGUGCCGGCCCACAGGCCUCUGGUCACUGCUGGGGAGGGCCAUGGGGGUGAGUUGGAUGCCUCCCGCUGUCUCUUCCGCUUCCACCCUGGCGGGGUCCUUGUCGUCGGGGCCUUCCACAACUUCUGCACAGAGGCCACGGGCUUCUCCCAUCUCUUCCCCGGCCUCCGGCAGCAACUGCUCAUGCUGCCCUGUUGGUUCCACCCCCCUCUCUUCCGGAACUACCUUAUGUGUGGUGGUGACAAGGGACCAGCGCCUCCUAUCUGUUGUCCCGGCCUGGGGGGCGGCCAGGUGGCAGUCCUGGCCUUGGGAGGGCCCCUGGAGGCGCUGGAGGCAAAAGCCGGAGGGCUGAGCUUGCGGAUCCGGAAUCAAGGGAUUUGUCAAGUUGGCGCUGGAGCAAGAGCGCGGUCCUGCUUCCCCAGGGCCUCCCUCGUGCCUGUUUUCUCUUUCCGGGAGAACGAGCUCUUCCAGCAGUUCCCGAACCCGCCGGGCUCGUGGGUGCGGGGGGCACAGGAAGAGCUGCAGCCACUGCUGAGCGUGGCCCUGCCGCUGUUCCACGGCCCCCUGGGCCUCCUCUUGCCCUUCCGCGCGCCCAUCCACACAGUCGGUGAGCCCUGGCCUCUGCCCCGUCCGCUCCCCGGCCCGCCCUCGCGCUCCUCCGGAGCUCAGGCCCCCGCCCGGUCCCCGCGCCGGGUGGCGAAGGUCCCUGGUUGGGGCCUGAAAUCCUGGCUACCGGCCGCGCAUCGGCCACGCCAGCCUGCCCCCCCGGGCCGGUCUUGGGCCACUGCCCCAGCCCUGAACUCUGUCCCGGACGAUCGCGGCGGGCAGGAGGGAAGAAAGGACCGGGCGAGGGAUCCCAGCGACCGCCCCUCUCGCCUGGCGUUCCGCCCACAGUGGGGGCCCCAAUCCCGGUGCCAAGAAGCCACGCGCAGGUGGACAUGCUGCACGCGCUCUACGUGGAGAGGCGCACGCGGCUGUUCGAAGAGCACAAGGCGCGCUACGGCGUUCCCGCCCACAGGCACCUGGUCCUUACCUAGGCGCCCCCGCGGCCCGGGCCCUCCCCGAGCCCCAGGGGGCCUGCGGGUGCAAGGGUGA